Molecule: messenger RNA, 696 nt
Organism: Ostertagia ostertagi
Lineage: Eukaryota; Metazoa; Nematoda; Chromadorea; Rhabditida; Trichostrongylidae
Source: the annotation of a GenBank genome assembly
AUGUUGGUUCCAUUGAAUCGCAUUCCAAAGGUGCUAUCGUGGCGCCUAUUUUCGACAGCUCAGUCGGCGGUUGUUCUCGCUCCCUCGUGUGCCCUCAUGAACUCAUUGUCGCUUUUCAGAAUUGCUCCUGUUGACAAAUGCGCGGUGCGCUGGAUUAGAGUUCGCGGUAACGGCCAUAAUGAAAACGAUCGUAACGAAAACGAGAAGCACACUCAGCAAAGCGAGCGGACCGAAGAGCCGUCGAACUCAGAGGAGAAGCCAGAAAAACCCAAGGUGGACCCAGCUUUGCUACGUAAACUACGGAUCUAUGUGCUCGUUGUCGGCGGGCUGUCUUUCGUUAUGUCUUUCAUCGCUCUUUCGCAGAUGGCUACUGGUAAAGCCGAAGCAGAAGGAAUACAAACCGAACACUUGACAAGGCAAGGUAUUGAUAUGGGUUCAUUCCUAGCAAAGUAUUUAAGAGCCGGAGAGGUGAGAAGGAUAAUAUUUUGCCCUGAUUACUCUCGGGCUGUAGCUUUUCUACAUACUGGAGCUGUCAUUGACGGCAAAAAGGUUCACGAACCGGUUGUGGUAGUUGCUUACCCACACAGCGCCCAACAAUUUUGGGCCGAUGUACGAAAAGAAGAAGAAGAUAUGGGAAUUUCGAUAUCAGAUGGCGUGCCACUGGAUAUGUAUAAAGGCAUGACUACGUUCAGGUAA